This is a messenger RNA of Populus trichocarpa (black cottonwood), 836 nucleotides long. RefSeq names its product 30S ribosomal protein S16-2, chloroplastic/mitochondrial. NCBI's taxonomy places the organism in Eukaryota, Viridiplantae, Streptophyta, Magnoliopsida, Malpighiales, Salicaceae. The transcript has 3 exons. The record is from RefSeq and is a predicted model, not a curated record. Gene Ontology annotation, cellular component: ribosome; small ribosomal subunit. Gene Ontology annotation, biological process: mitochondrial translation. Bases 114 to 524 code for a protein of 136 amino acids. Gene Ontology annotation, molecular function: structural constituent of ribosome.
UCUAAGAUCACUAGACACAAAAACCCUAGCACAGAGAUUCUCCUCUCUUCUUCCCUCAAUCAAUAACUCGCUGAGUCUGACUUGGAAUUCAUCCAUAGAAUAUUAAACCCAAAAUGGUGGUGAGGAUCCGGUUGUCGAGAUUCGGGUGCAGUAACAAGCCAUUUUAUCGGGUUAUGGCUGCUGAUAGCAGAUCCCCGAGAGAUGGCAAACAUCUUGAAGUCCUUGGUUACUACAACCCGCUUCCUGGUCAAGAUGGAGGCAAACGAAUGGGUCUUAAUUUUGAGAGAGUAAAGUAUUGGUUGUCCGUCGGUGCUCAGCCCUCAGAACCUGUCCAACGCAUUCUUUUCAGAGCAGGGGUACUACCUCCACCACCAAUGAUGGUAAUGGGACGGAAGGGUGGUCCUCGUGACACACGUCCAGUCGAUCCAAUGACAGGACGUUUUUUGAGUCCAGAGAAGUCACCUAGUUCUUCUCAAUCAAAUGCUAGUAAAAAUGACACUGAAGCCGCUACAACAACUGCGUGAAGCUUGCCAGUUUCCAGAGGCCUUGGGAAUUUUAUCCAGGAGAAAUUGGUUUUUUCUUUGGGUGCUGGUAGCCAGCAGCAUUUAGCGAUCUAUGUUUCUGUUGUGAUUUUUAGCAAGUCAUAUUCUGGAGCAUAAACUACAUGUAAGCAUAAAUUAAUGGUGACCAAGUUCCUGUAGGCUGUGGGAUUAAGUAUAGAUUUGUCAUGCUAAUUUUGUGCGUUGGUUUCAUCAAAUAAUCAGGACUGGAAAUUGCUUGUACAUUUUGCAUGGGCCAACAUUUAUGUGAAGCUGAAACAGCUGGUUUUAUGAUGA